AUGCUUAUGGUUGGAAUGUAUGGUCUGUUUCAAAUAUGCAGAUCGGAUGUUCCAUGCAUUUCUCAUUUUUCAACAUCAACAUUUAUUGUUUGUUUUUUAGAUGAUCGUCAAUUCAUUACACCUUUAUUAAUAUUUGUUGGUUGUAUAUUAAUGACUCCUGGCUUAGUUCAUUAUGCUUCAUUAAGUGUUCUUAAUCAUCAUUCUUCACGUACAAUGAUUGCUGUUAUUGUAUUUACUUAUGCAGCUUUACCUAUAUCAGCUUUUGUUACUGGACGAUCUUCAGCAUUGGGACGAUGUGUUUUGAUUAAUAAUGAACAUCAUGAUAUUCAAAAGUAUUCAACUACCAAUGGUAAUGGUCUUUGA
Messenger RNA from Rotaria sp. Silwood1, 363 nucleotides. The record is from the annotation of a GenBank genome assembly. Lineage: Eukaryota; Metazoa; Rotifera; Eurotatoria; Philodinida; Philodinidae.